Molecule: messenger RNA, 1475 nt
Organism: Neurospora tetrasperma FGSC 2508
Lineage: Eukaryota; Fungi; Ascomycota; Sordariomycetes; Sordariales; Sordariaceae
Exons: 1
Coding region: 55-1371 (438 amino acids)
Molecular function (GO): hydrolase activity, acting on ester bonds
Source: RefSeq, a predicted model, not a curated record
GUGUCAAUAAUCGCCACUACGGCACUCUCCAUAUCAUCUCAGGGCACAGCAGCCAUGUGUUCCCCCACCGGCGAAUCAAUACCUCAUGAAGUUCCCAAAAGAGGCGAUGAUGGAGCUCCUAAAGAGUCCUUCCCGUGGCACAUUGGUGUCUACGACGCCCACUGUCAUCCCACCGACACCAUGGCCUCCAUCUCCAGCAUUAAGAACAUGCAAGCUCGACUUCUCACCAUCAUGGCCACACGCGGUCAAGACCAAGACCUCGUCGCCUCCGUAGCCGAGCAGCACGGCAUCACAGACUUGAACGAGCUACGCGAAAGUGGUUCAUCCGAAACCCCCAAGAAGGUCGUCCCAGCGUUCGGCUGGCACCCCUGGUUCUCUCACCAGCUCUACGAUGACUCCAAAGACGACGAACAAGAAGAAGAGGUCACGGAUGUACGGGCGCACAAAAAAACCAAGCACUACUCUACCGUUCUAUCGCCCCCUCCCGAUGCCGAUUUCAUCGCUUCUCUCCCCGAUCCCAUUCCUCUCAGCAAGUUUCUCCAAGAAACCCGCCAACGUCUGCUCGCCCACCCCACAGCCCUGGUUGGCGAAAUCGGCCUUGACAAAGCCUUCCGUCUCCCCUGGGGCAAAGUGAAUGAGUCGUCCUCCUCGCGCAACGGCGACCUAACACCGGGCGGUCGAGAAGGACGGAUGCUCAGUCCUUACCACGUCAAGAUGGCGCACCAGGUUGACGUUCUCAAAGCCCAACUUUGCCUGGCAGGCGAAUUGGGUCGUCCCGUCUCUUUACACGGCGUGCAAGCUCACGGCGUGUUAUUCGAUGCCUUGGCUUCGCUGUGGAAGGGACAUGAGAAGGAGGUGGUGUCGCGGAAGAAGCAGAAGAUGAUUGCCAAGGGCGUAUCGGAGGAUUUUUCCUCGUCUAGUGAUGAGGAGGAGGAGUUUGACGAGUUUGACGACUUGGAAUUUGGGCUUGGGGAGCCCAAGCAACAACAACAACAACAACACAAGGUCAAGAAGUCCAAGAAGCCGUACAAACCGAAACCAUUCCCGCCGAGGGCGUGUCUACAUUCUUUUAGCGGGCCGCCGCAGGUGUUGAAGCAGUAUUUGGAUCCCAAGAUCCCGGCCAAGUGCUACUUUUCGUUUUCUAUGGUGGUUAAUCUGGGGACGGCGGGCGGAGAGGCCAAGUUUGCGGAUGUGAUUCGGGCGUGUCCGGAUGGACAGGUACUGGUGGAGAGCGAUUUGCAUGUGGCGGGCGAGGAUAUGGAUGGGUAUUUGGAGGACGUUGCGAGGAGGAUAUGUGAGAUAAAGGGGUGGGGGUUGGAGGAGGGGAUGCAGAGGAUAAGGAGGAAUUAUGAAGAGUUUUUGUUUGGUUAAGUGGUGAGUCUCUAGAAGACUGUAGACUAGACUUGGAACCUAGAUGGAGUUUUACUUGAUAGACAUGGGAGCAUCUUUGGAAGCGAGACAUUCUCAGCUGUUUU